Messenger RNA from Aethalodelphis obliquidens (Pacific white-sided dolphin), 2488 nucleotides. It is a transcript of the gene PABPN1L, whose product is annotated as PABPN1 like, cytoplasmic. Lineage: Eukaryota; Metazoa; Chordata; Mammalia; Artiodactyla; Delphinidae. The coding region runs from base 618 to 1763 and encodes 381 amino acids. The record is from RefSeq and is a predicted model, not a curated record. The transcript has 5 exons.
UGGCCCGGCCCGAGAAGCCGCUGACCUCGUGGCACUCCCCUACCCCCCCCCCCCCGACCUUUGUUCAAGCUGUUUCCUCCACCCAGGCCACGCUCACCCGGCUCUGCCUGACCCAACCCUUGAAGGCCGGCUCAAAUGCCACCUCCUCCAGGAAGUCUGCUCUGACCCCCUGUGCCCCACCCGUGCUCUGCACACUCAGGUAACUUGCUUCCCCCCCGCGUCAUCCUAACCGUGGCCGGCCACUGGAGGCGUGACACAGCGAGGUGGGGGGGACCUGCGACCCCUUAGCUUCCUGGCUCCUGCAUCGUGGCGGGUGAGGCCGAGCUGUCGCCAGGAGGCCCUCCCGGCUGUGCCGCAGCUGCACCCUCUCCACCUGGAGUGUCCCAGAGGGGCCGGCCAGUGAGGAAGAAGGGCACCGGGGCGGGGGUCCAGCCUCUGACCCCUCAGGGCUCGGAAGCCAGGGUGGAGGCUUGGCGCAGCCGGGAGGCCUCUGAGGCCUCUAGUGGGAACACCUGGCCUGGGGGAGGGCUUAAAGCCUGGGAGGGUGCAGGCAGGUGCCGGCAGGCAGCGUGGAGGCGAGCGCGCAGGCUCUGCCGGCCCCUCCUGCCCCAUCCGCCAUGUGGCCCUUCCUCAGCCGCGCUCUCUUCCCGCCCCCCACUGAGGCCUGGCUGAGGAGGGCUUCUUCAGACCCCGAGGCCCAGGGCUGGGGGGCCUGGAGCCAGGCCGAGAAGAGCCCUCUGGGCCCGGGGGCUGGAGACACGGAGGAGGAGGAGACGGGGGAAGCGGAAGAGCGCGAGGAAGACGCAGGCUUCUUGCUGUCUGUCCUGGAGAGGGGGGACCUGGCCGAGUGCCCGUUAGCUGACCAGGAGCUGGAAGCCAUCAGACUGAAGCUGUGGGCCAUGGAGCAGGCCCAGCGACCGGAGCCGCCCGGGGAGCAGGGCCCAGAGGGGGAAGAGGAAGACGCCAGGGCCCUGCUGGCCGGGAAGCUGCUGAGCCCCGAGACGGCCCCUCUCUCCACAGACAGCCCCACGGAGGCGGUGGAGGCCGAUCACAGAUCCGUCUACGUGGGCAACCUAUGCAUACAUAGAGUUUGCCACCGAGAGCUCGGCCCACGCCGCUGUGGAGCUGGACAAGAGCGUCUUCCGAGGCCGGGUCAUCAAGGUGCUGCCCAAAAGAACCAAUUUACCAGGGAUCAGCUCCACGGACCGCGGGGGCCUUCGGGGACACCCAGGCGCCAGGGGGGGACCCUUCCCCCACAGCAACUUCCAGGGCGGGGCCCGGUUCAGACCACGGGGGCGGAACCGGUGGGCCGGGCCCUGGGAGGGCGGGAUCCUAUUGGAGCGAGGCCAGGUGGGCGGGGCUCUGUUGGGCCUGGCUGGGUCCGGUGGGCGGAGCCCUGGAGGCCGCUCGCCCCCCGGCCUCUCUCCGGGCAGGGGGCGCGGAAGAUUCUCGCCGUGGUAUUCACCGUAUUGAAGGGAGGGCCCGAUUUUGAGAGUGGGGCUGCCGCUGGGUCAGGAGUAGACAGCCGUGCUCCUCGUGCGACCAUUUACUCCGCGCAGAGUAACUAUCCGUCCCCCUUCCCUCGGCGGGAGGACAGCCCAGACCCCACGGCCGAAGCCGCCGGUCGCGAAGCAGGGCACGGGGUGGACCUGGCACGCGGGCUAGUCGGGGCUUUGGGGGGCACCGGGCAAAGCUGCGGGCAGGUGAGGCCCAGGCAGCGUCGGGUCAGCUUCGGGGCGGCAUACUCAGGACUGUGCCACUAACGCCUUUUACAGAAAAGUAGAAAUGUGUGUCUUACUGGUAAAGCAUAAAUUAUUAAACUUGAAUAUUUUUAAAAAGCACAUGGCAACAGACCGCCCCGCUUUGUUCGCCUCCCCUGGACGCUGUUUCCUCGGUGCACACUGUGCAGAGAAGGCGGGGGAUGGGCUGCGGCUGUGGAUCCCAGACCCAGCUCUACCCGCUUCACUCCCGGCAGCCAAGCGUUAGCUUCGGGGUUUACAGCGUCACCGCCAGCCCCCGCGCCUCACCCGGGCCUGGUGGCCUCCGGGGCACACACUCCCCCGUGACGAGUGACACAGACGUCGCCUUGUGGGUCCUCACCUGUGAGGCCCCGCAGGAGGGUGCGCCCGGGCACCUGGCGCAAGCCUGGGCUUCUUCACACAGGGACGCAGAGGAGCUUCCAUGACGGGCGCCCUGCCUGCGCUCCUCCCUGUGGCAGACGCCCCACUCUCUCCCUCCCUGAUGGUGCAGCGUGCUUUCUGCCCUUUGACUGCGUUGGGAUCGGGAAAGGAAGCUCUGGGGCCCAGCUGCAGACACGCGCGGUCCUGGCCUUAAAUAACCACUAACAGAUCUCAGCCUGGGCUUUUCUAAAGCAACCCUCUCUGUCGUGUACUAUUUAUUUAUUUAUUAUUUAUUUUUGCGGUACGCAGGCCUCUCACUGUUGUGGGCUCUCCCGUUGCGGAGCACAGGCUCCGGACGCGCAGGCUCA